Molecule: messenger RNA, 2069 nt
Organism: Oryzias melastigma (Indian medaka)
Lineage: Eukaryota; Metazoa; Chordata; Actinopteri; Beloniformes; Adrianichthyidae
Gene: dcn
Product: decorin
Exons: 8
Coding region: 100-1215 (371 amino acids)
Molecular function (GO): protein binding
Source: RefSeq, a predicted model, not a curated record
CUUGUAAAUACCUUUCAGUGAUUAAUUGCCCACAGACGCUCUGCAGAGGCAGAUCCAUGUCGGAGGAGCUUUACAGGAAAGCCAAAAGACCGCUGACAAAUGCAGAGGCUCCCUUUCAGCAGCACCAUGAGGUCAGCCUGUCUCUUCCUGCUUCUGGUCACCGCCUGCUGGGCUCUGCCCUUCCGCCAGUCAGGAUUCCUAGACUUUAUGAUGGAGGAUGACCCCGGAUCGGGGGUCUUUGAGGUGCCUGGAGGAAGGGAAGCCCCUGUCCCAAAUCCAGGACCCAAGUGUCCCUUCAGGUGUCAGUGCCAACACCGGGUGAUCCAGUGCUCUGACCUCGGGUUGACACAAGUUCCUGAGGACAUCCCAGAAGAUAUAAGCCUGCUGGACCUGCAGAACAACAAGAUCACUGAAAUCAAGGAGAAUGAUUUAAAGGGCCUAAAAGGUCUACAAACUCUGAUUUUGGUGAACAACAAAAUCACCACCAUCCACCCUAAAGCGUUCAGCUCUCUGGGCAAGCUCCAGCGCCUCUACCUGUCGAAGAACUUGCUGAAGGACGUGCCCGCCAACAUGCCCAAGAGCCUGCAGGAGCUCCGCAUCCACGAGAACGAGAUUACAAAGAUCAAGAAAGCCUCCUUCCAGGGCAUGUCUAAUGUCAUCGUCAUGGAGCUUGGGUCUAACCCCCUGAAGAGCGCAGGAGUUGAAGCUUCGGCUUUUGUCGACCUGAAAAGGGUCUCCUACAUCCGAAUUGCUGACACCAACAUCACUGAGAUCCCUAAAGGUCUUCCCAGCUCCCUCUCUGAGCUUCACUUGGAUGGAAACAAAAUUACCAAAGUGACAUCGAACAGCCUAAAAGGCCUGAAGAGCCUGGCCAAGCUUGGUUUGAGCUACAAUGAAAUCAGCUCUGUGGAAAAUGGCUCACUGGCUAACGUCCCCCACUUGAGAGAACUGCACAUGGACAACAACGCUCUGACCAGCGUUCCCCCUGGUUUACCCGACCAUAAAUACAUCCAGGUGGUCUAUCUUCACUCCAACAAGAUUGCUGCUGUGGGAACAGAGGACUUCUGUCCUCCUAACUUCAACACCAAAAAGGCCAUGUACUCCGGCAUCAGCCUGUUCAGCAAUCCCGUGCCUUACUGGGAAGUCCAGCCGAUCACCUUCCGCUGCGUCUUCGACCGCACCGCCAUUCAACUCGGAAACUACAGGAAGAAGUAGAGCGUCCAGAGAGCCCGCCGGAGGAAGAGCGUGUUAUUGUAAAUGAGUGUACGAACGUUUUGAGAGUGCGCAUGUUUGACCAUAGCCGGAAAACACUGACCUUCCACCCUCUCGACAACUGCCACCCCAAACAGUAAUGACAUUACUAACACCAUGCUGUCAGCACAUCACUUCGUAAUAAAAAAAAAAAACACACAUCCUGGAGAACAUUUACAGAGAAAAACAUCAUUUGUGAAACUACAGAAAAGACAUUCCACUUACGUUUUUCCAUAUGAGCAUUCACUAGAUUGAAAAAAGUCAAAAUAUACAAAACACUAACUGACAUAUGAAAUUUCUUUAUGGAAAAAGUAAUGAACUUUUAUUUUUUUUGGACUUUUACCUCUUUUGAGUUUCACUCAUGCUUGCCUGUGGAGCAGGCACAUUUUAAAAGCCUUUCUGCUAGAUCUGUGUAGCACACAAAGUAUUUUUUCCAUGUAAUACUAUCAAACUGAACUCCCACAAAAGACCUGAACUUUAUAUUGUAUUCACUUCUGCUUGCGUUUUCUUCUGUAUUGCUCCAGUUCACUUUUUCUCCAUGUCAUCCCCCUUUUUUUAAUGUGUAAUUUUUAUAAAGCAAGGUGAAAGUAGCAACUAAAAAUGUAGAAUAAACCAUAUACACUUUAAACAGAAGUAUUUUCCAAAGAAUGUGCAUCUUCUUGACUCUUAACUAGAGCUUAAUGAAUUUAUUUUUUUUUCUUAUUGCUUUAUUUCUUCAGCAGUAAUUCAAGGGCGUUUCCAUGACACCCCUGUUUUUGUGGAUGUUGUAUGUAUAGAUGCUGUAUAUAAAUGCUGUAUAAAAAAACAACAAAACUUCU